CUUUCAUCAAGGCAACCACUGUUGUCGAUUGGAAUUUAAAAAAUAAAGAAAUUAGUUUUAAUUAUCGCUUUUAAUUUUUCAUGUUAAUAUCUUACUGUAAUUGUGUUAUGUUUGCAAUAAUUUUCUCCAGCAAUAUAAUUCUCAUCAAAUGUCUUUUGAUUUUUCAAAUAAUAUAGAAGAUGAUGAAAUAAACGAACUUAUAUCUGUAGCACAAGAAGAAAGCUUACGGCAUUAUAAUGAAGUCGAACUGCCAAGACUUCAAGAGAAGAAGGGUUCCUGCUCAAACAAGUGUGACGUUUCAUACUCCCAGCUUGGUGGAAAGAGAGGAUCUAUUUUGUAUGAGGGUGCUGAUGCAGCUGGUUUUCACUUGGAUGCAGGAAAAACUUAUAUAUAUCCCACCAACUACCCUGUCAGACAAUAUCAAGCAACAAUGGUUAAAACAGCAUUAUUCAAAAAUACAAUGGUCAGCUUGCCUACAGGGCUGGGAAAGACGUUCAUUGCCGCGGUUGUCAUGUACAACUUUUAUAGAUGGUAUCCAAAUGGAAAAGUGGUUUUUAUGGCCCCUACCCGACCACUUGUUGCGCAGCAAACAAAGGCAUGUCAUCAUAUAAUGAAUAUUCCUGUGGAUCAUACAGCAGAAUUAACAGGUAUGCAAAAUGCUGACUUAAGGGUAAAACUUUGGAAAGAAAAAAGGGUAUUUUACUUAACUCCACAAGUUAUGGUGAAUGACUUAAAGUCAAAAACAUGUCCCGCUUCUCUGAUUAAAUGUAUCGUUAUUGAUGAAGCUCACAGAGCAACAAAGGAUUAUGCUUAUUGUCAGGUCCUGAAGCUCUUGUCUGAGGAACCCAAUACAUUAUUUCGAGUUCUUGGACUUUCUGCCACUCCUGGAAAUGACAUUAAUGCAGUACAGCAGGUUGUGCGUAACCUAGGUAUUUCAGCUCUGGAAAUGAGAAGUGAAGAUUCAUUAGAUGUUGCUCCGUAUACACAUUCACGAUCUGUUGAUACUAUAGUUGUGGAACUUUCUGGCAAUAUACUUCGAGUUAAAGAAGAUUUGCUUCAGGUUUUUGAAAAAUACGCUAAGCGGCUUAAAGAUUUUAAAGCAUUACCCAAUAACAUUGCUACAGUUUCGAAAUUUCAAAUUCUCAAAGCUUGUGAAAAGUUCAGAGCGAAUCCUCCAAGAGGUGUUGCUCCUUCUGUUGUUGGAAAUCUUAUAUCUGAUUUUACAGUGUGUAUGUCAUUGGCCCAUUCACUUGAAUUACUUCAAACAUACGGGCUCAGGGCUUUUUAUACUUAUCUUGCAGAUGACAAUUCUGAGAAAACAAAAGCAGCUGCAACUAGGUUAAGAAAUGAUGAUGACCUAAAGGAAAUGCUUAAAAGACUUCAUCUAUGCCUGUUCCCUAAACUGAUUGAUCCAGCUGCUUAUACUUGGAGUCAUCCUAAACUUAAAAAUCUAGUUACAUCAUUGACUGAACAUUUCAAAAAAUUUCAGACUAAUGGUGCCUCAACCAAAGCAAUUGUGUUUUGUCAGUACAGAGUCGUGGUAUCUGAGAUUGUAGAAUUAUUAAGCAGAUGCAAACCACUUAUCAAAGCUACAGAAUUUAUUGGGCAAUCGGGAGGAAAAGAAAAAGGAAUGCCACAGGCUAAGCAACUUCAAAUCAUGAAAGAUUUUCGCUGUGGUAUUGUGAACUGCCUUGUGGCAACAUGUGUCGCCGAAGAAGGAUUAGAUAUCGGAGAAGUUGACCUUAUCAUACUCAUGGAGGCACACAAGUCUCCUGUGAGGCUGGUGCAAAGAAUUGGCAGGACUGGUAGGAAGAGAAAAGGAUGCUGUUUGGUUCUUCUUACCAAAGGUCGUGAAGAACAGAAAUUUCAUGAGGCUAUGGCCACUCGAAAAUCUUAUGUUGAAAAUAUAAUGAAGUCUCCUGCUGUUGCGGCCAGUCUUUGUCAAGAUUCGCCUCGUAUGAUUCCUGUCCAAUUCAAUCCAGUUCAACAGUUUGUUCACAUAAAUGUAACCGAUAUAGUAUCACCAGCUAGGCCGCAGAUCAAAAAACAAGCUGACAUAAGGAAAUGUUUCACCGGGGCAGAUUCUCCAUUUUUAUCAAAUGAAGAAUUACUGAAGGUCGUGGAAGAAUUAGGACAACCUCAUCUGACUUUUAAUGGAUUACCAAAACGUGAAGAAAUUUGGCACCGAAGAUUUGAUAAAAAAAUUGGUAUAGAUGAACUACUUUCAAAAAGUAUCAGUAAGGUUUCUGAGUGGAAUGAAUGGAACCACGACGAACAAGAAACAUACCAUAUUGACCACACUCCAAACAGUAGAUUAUUGUGCCAUCUGUUAAAAAUGGCAUCAAAAGAAAUCACUCUGCCAGAUUUGGAAACGAACAUGAUAUUAGAUGAAAUAGAUUCUGAAUCAUCUCAGAAAAGAGGGAGCGACAAAGGGACAGAAAAAUUCACAUCUCCUAAUAAAAGGAAAAGAAUGAAAAAAGAUCCCAUCAAGAAAAAUCAUGGAAUGGACAUCAGAAAUUGUAUGGCAGGAAAAUCGUCAGUGCAGAAACAAGUAAUUGAAAUCCUAUCUGAUGACGAAAAUGAGAUUGUUGAAAAUGUCGCAGAACAAAUAUCCUUCACUAAUAGUAAAGUGUUAAAGCCGAAAAUUGAGCAGAAACAGGAUGCUAUUGCUAGCAUUUAUAUGGAUGAGAGCAGUACGUUUGGAAGUUUUGAUAAAUUUAUCCCAUCUGUUAAUGUUUCUAAAACAUGGUCAUGUGAACGAAACUUACCAAAACUCGAAACAUUUUUUGAAAAAAUAACUAUCCAAAUUUUAAAAAGUAUAACUUUUUCUGGUGCCAUUGUUAAAAAAGAAAUUGAACCUAAAAUUUCCGUAUCCUCUCCCAAAAGAAUUUCACCAAGUGACUAUGUUGAAGUAGACGAUUUGUUCGAUACUGAGAGUGACCAUGAUGAUAACCUCACGGCUAACUGUUUGAACACUGCUAUUUCAGAAUUUCAUGAUACCGAUGAUAUGUUUAAUAUUGGAAAUGUCCAAACUCAAUUAAAGACUGAAAAUUAUAUUAUGAAGAGUAAAGAUGUUGAUGAAGAUAUGGCAUUAUUCAAUGGUAUUGAUUCUAAAAUACUUAAUCAAUCAUAUCAAAUAGGCACUACUUUCAAUGAAACAAAUGACAUGUUUUCCAGCAUAAAUACUCCUUUUUGUGAAUCAAAGGCUGUUAAACAGCCAGAAAACAACAAUAAAGAAUUUGAAAACAAAUUUCAAAAUGUAAAAAAAGACUUAUCGACAAAAGAAACAAACACAUCACUUUCAAAUUUAAAAACAAGUAUCAUUGCUUCUACUCCUAUCCCAUCAGUUAAAACUUUCAAAAAAAAUCAAAUGAUUGUAAAAAGUUCGUCUCAGCCCAAAAUCAUGGAAGAUAUACCAGAAGAAUGUAAAUCGCCGGUUUCCGAUACUAGUGAAAUGUGGAACUUGAGUGAUCUUUUCGAGGAAGAAGAAAUAAACAUUGAUUUUCAAAAGAAAAGUAAAUUACCAGAAAAUGAAUGUAACAACGGUAGUAAUCGGGAUAGAAAUUCAAUAUGUGAUGAGGCUGAUGUUCAUAAUAGUACUAUGCUGGGGAUAACUCAGUUGGUUAGUUUAAUAGAAAAAGAUAAAGAUCAACAAAAAUCAAAUGAUGCAGAAAGUAAAAUAUGUAAUAAUCAAGAAAGUAACUUGAACUCACAAAAGCAGAAUGAUGACACGCUUUUCGGCUAUUUAGAAUGUGAUGUCGAUAUAUUUACGCAAGUUAAUGACCAACCAACAUCAUUGAAACAUUCAUCUCAAGUCUUAAAGGAUCUUAUUCCAAAACCUUCUGAAAAAUCUUUCACACAAUUAAAUAAUCCUUCACAAAACAUUGAAUCUUGCAAAUCUUUACAUCGUAAUGAAACUAAACCUGAUAAAAAAACAGAAAAACUGAAUAAUAUUGAAGAUGAAACCAAUAUCAACAAUAGUACACAAAUGUCACAAAGCCGCCCUGUUGUGAAUUUCAAAAAGUUUUCUUCCAAAAAAUUAUUAUUUUCAAAAGAUAUAAACUCUGAAAGUGCUUGCAGUCAAAACGCAUCGAGCUCUCCUUCAAUGAAUAAAUUACGCUUUGAAACCUUUUCUCAAAAACCAUCUACAUCUACGAAAUUAAAACAUGAAGAGCCUAUUAAAUUUAGAACAUUAUCUGAAACUUGGAACACUCCAAAUCUACUUAAAAAUAAUGUAAAUUUUAAUAAACCUACAUCUUCAGUCGCUAAAAAGAAAUUAUUAUGGGAUGACAAAAUGACUGGUGAAAUAAAAAAACCUGAAACAGUUACAGAUCAGAUGAUAGCUGAUAGAACCAAGGUUCCUGAAAAAGCUAAAUUAAAUAAUAUAAAAAGUUCUGAAAUCAACAGAGGUAUUGAAAAAUCAGUCUUCGAAAGUAAACCUAACUUUGGUUCAUUAAAUAAGCCUAUUUGGAAUUUCUCAGACAGUGAUGAUUCGGAUAUUUUUAUGCCUUUGUCUCCUAAGGAAAAUAAGAGUAACAUAGAAAUAAAGAAAAAUAUUACAAGAAAAGAAGAAUUUUGCAGCAUUAAAAAAACUAAAACUAGAAAAAAGGUAUCAAAUGAGUUUAUAGAAAGAGAGGCAGAUGUUGAAGGAACAAUAAUAUCUGAUGAUGAUUCUGAUGGCAGCAGUUUAGAUGAUGUUGAUAACAGCUUUAUUAAUGAUAAUACAGAAUAUAUAUCUAAUGAUACCCAAGCUAUAUAUUUGAAAUCUGUGAAGAGUCCGAUAAACAAAGGAAACUUCAAGAUUCCUACCAACAAGGUCUAUUAUGGAAAUGUUUAUUCCCAGCAAGUCGAAGCAGACUCCGAAUACAUUAAUGAUUCGUUCUGUGUCGAUUCAGAAGAAGAAGAGGCAGAAGAGUCAGCUAGAAGUUUAUCUCUCUUAGAAAUUGCUGAACAAAAACUAGAAAAUAGGAAAAAUGAAAUUCCUGUAAAGAAAAGGCGUAGAAUUUUAAAUGUUCCAGAGGAUGAUUAUACUCAACCCACUUUUAUAACUAUGAGCGAACCAUCUCCCAUUCGAUCGCUCGCAAAAAGGAAAAGAAGAAGGAUACAAUCAGAAUCUGAAGCUGAAGAGUCCCCAAUAAGAAAAAAGAAGUCGCUGUCAGAAGCUAACAGAAGUGUAGAUCCAGAGCUUGUUUUCAGUCAAAAACAUGAACAAGGCAGGGCUGAACGGAACCUCAGAGAUGUUAACUUAAGCAGUGAUGAAGAUGAUUGCAUUUUUGUGCCAACUCAAGAUAAAGUUGUCGAUUUAACAUCAGACAUCGAUGAGAAAGAUUUAGAUUCUGAAUUUGAUAAAAAAUUUCAAGAAGAUUUGAAUGAAGCUAUACGAAGAAGUCAGGCAGAUUUCGCUUCAUCUCAGAGAUCUCAAAACUCUUCUAAAAUGUCUACUCCAAAGGCUGAAAAGAAAGUUUUAGAUAUGAAGAAAUUAGAUAAAUCUUUACGAGAACUAAAUCAGAAAUUCAGUGAACGUCUUUCUAACAUCAGGAAUAAGUUUUGUUCAUCUGAUGACUCUCUUUAAAGGCUAAUAAGUUAAUAUCAUUCUUUAAUUUUUAGUUAUUUUUAUAUUUUAUCUCCUUCCAUAAAUUAUUUUUUAAAUGAUAUUUCCUUGUUAUAUUUGACUUUUAUUUAUCAGUUAUUAGUUACCUAGUUAUUAGUUUGUUACUACUUCAUCAUUGAAUCAAAUUGACUGAUUUGAUAUUAUUUCUAUUAAAUUAUAAUAUUAAGAGAAAAUAUUUUAUAAAUAGUAAACCGAUAAACUUAUUUAUUAUUAUGAAUGCUGCUAUUUGUAUAUAUUUUGUUGUUGUUAUUAAUUGUCCAUAUAUUGAAGUUAAAAUGAUCCAUAGUGACUUUUUUUUGUCAUUAUCAAUGACAGAUAAUGAUUAUUAAUAAAAAGUUGACACUUGUAAUUGUAAUCUCGAUGAAUAUGUAAAAUACUUAUGUAUAUAUUUAUACUUUUGGUUAAUAUUAAUAUUGUAAAUAUGUAAACCUGUUAAUAAUUAUAUUUUUGUUAUUUUUUUAUGUUUUUUUUUUUUCUCGAUAAAUUCACAAAUGUCUGGGUGUACUGACAAUCAGCUAAUGAAAGUAAAGUAUUAUAAUAAAAAAAUAUUACAUUAUAAU
Messenger RNA from Nezara viridula (southern green stink bug), 6171 nucleotides. The record is from the annotation of a GenBank genome assembly. Lineage: Eukaryota; Metazoa; Arthropoda; Insecta; Hemiptera; Pentatomidae.